AUGGCUUCCCCACGGGAUGACCUGACGAGCCCUCCGACCUCGGUUCUCGCCGUCCCAGAGAUCAGUCAGGUUCAGGAGUCCGAUAUCACACCAUCAACUCCUUCAGAGACCUCACUAUCCGCCAGUACAUCCCCAGACGAGCUCAUCUCCUCCGUCGAGCAGCCAGAGAUGCCCUCUGAGUCACAACCUCGGGCGCCCACUCCACCCCCCACCGAACCCGUCGGAUCACCAGCCGAGGAGGUGGAACAUGCCUAUUGGGCCGAAUUUGAGGAAGACUCCUCAACUCCAGAUGGCGACGAAAUGAAAGAGAUCAAUGGCUCCGAUCAAGACUAUAGUGCCUGCGACCAUACAUACUGGGAGAGCAACUUCUUCCGGGAUUUGGAUGAUCCCGAAUACGUGCCUAUGGAAAAGGCUCGUCUGACAUGGAAGUUCAAGGGUGUCCGAGGUACUCCCGAUGCGCCCAACCGCGCCAAGGUCAUGCGCUCCCCAGCAGCCUACAUUGGUGGUUACUGGUGGCGCAUCAAGUUCUACCCUCGGGGAAACAAUGUCGGUUCGCUGAGCAUCUAUGUGGAAUGCUCGUCAACCAUGCCCACCCCCGAUGAGGCCCUUCCCGAGACCGAAUUCACGGUCCGUCGAGGCCGGGCAGAUGCGAAACUCGACGAGACUGCCCCCGACUUGGAUGUGAAGACUCCAGCGACCAGCCAACCGACAGCGUGGAUGGAAGAUUACAAGACAAAGUACACGACGAUCUCCCCGUCCACUACGUCUGAGGCCACCGAUGGGCCUUGGCGGGUGGCUGCACAGAUCGGUGUGAUUGUAUAUAACCCCGAGGAGCCUCGGACCGGAUGGAUGCAAUCCUCCUGCCACCAGUUCAAUCCCCACAAUUUGGACUGGGGAUGGACCUACUUCCAUGGUCCGUGGGAUCAGAUUCAUACUCGUCGACGUGGCCAGCAUCGGGCAUUGUUGAACAACGACACGCUUGCCUUUGAUGCGUAUAUCCGAGUGAUCGACGACCCGACACGGUCCCUGUGGUGGCACCCCAGCGACUCCGAGCCCACGUGGGACAGUCUCGCCCUGACUGGCUACCGUCCUCUGGGUGAUUCGAUCAUCAACCACAGCGCCGAGGUAGCAGGUCUGGCAUCGUGGCUGCACAUUGCCCCCUUCUGCAAGAUUAUCCAGAGUGUCAAUGUGCUUGAGCAUCUCACCAACUGCGACGUCAAGCCUAAGCCUCUCUGUGAUGCCUUGCAGAAGUUGCUGUGGCAGCUACGCUCUCGGUCUCAGUCUCUCCAGUAUGUGGAUACCGAUGCCAUCACCUCGACUCUGCGUAAUCUGCGGGAGUUUUCGAGUGAUGUCUCUGAGUUCUGGGAACGCCUGCGCCGCACCCUGGAGCUUGAGCUUGCUGGCACCGAGGCGGGUCGGGAGUUUGCCAGGCUGUUUGAUAGCCCAGCACCAGUUUCACUUUCGGAGACAGUCGAAACUAGUGCGGUGAAUACCUUACCGACUCAGUACAACUCCCGCAUUUGCAUUCGAGCCGAUCAAGCACAGUCCACUGGCCAAGCUGUGAAGGAGUAUCUUCAGGCCAAGCCUGGCCGGUGGUCGCUCCCUCCCCUGCUUCACAUCGAACUUGGCCGUCAUACUUUGGACAAGUCGAUGCGUUGGCAACUGGCGUUCAACAAGGUCGACUUGGACGAGGAGUUGGAUUUGGCACCUUUCGUGGUCGACGGCCAAGGUACCAAGUACGUCCUCUUUGGUUAUGUGGUUCACCGUGGCCGCCGAACAUCCGGCAAGUUCUUCAGCAUUCUUCGCCCGGCUGGUCCUGGCACCAAAUGGCUGGCGUUUGAUGAUGGCAGCGACAAUCGUGUGGAGUGUUUAACUCAGAAGACUGCAAUGGGCCCUCAUCUCGGGCUCAAGUCAUCUGAAACCGUAGACCAUAAGAAGGGCCAUGAUGUUCCAGUCAACGUCAUGUACGUCCGCGGCGACAUGGUCUCGGAGUUGCUUCCCGGUCCUCAGGGGCCCUGGGAUGUCCCCGAACCAGUCAAGCAGUACUAUGAGACUGGAGUCUACCAGGUCAACGACGACGGGGCCAAAGCAGACGUCCAGGUUGAAGUUUAUUCCAUGUCCGAGUAUGAAAACUUGAACAGCCUGUUUGAUAGCUAUGACCUGAUGAUGCAUGCUAAGGCAUCUAACGGUGUCAUGUAUAUGACCCUGCCUCGUUCAUCCCGUCUGGCUGAACUGCGGAAGAAGAUUUCCAUGUGGAAGUCUGCCGCGGGAGAGACAGUUGGCCCCGAGCGUGUCCGUCUCUGGCACAUUGGGCAAACUCGGGCUCAAUCCGGCUCCACUCUGGCGUUUGAUCUGAUCACUGAUCUCAAUGUCCCGUUGGAUUCUUCCGGUGGCACCAUGCGGUUCUGGAUGGAGACCAUCUCAGAGGAUGAUGCCAAAUUCUUCGCCAUCCCCGACCCCCUGUCCGCCACGGCCACUGAGGACAAAAUGGAAGAGUCGAUCAUCGAACGGUCUGGUCUGGACACUCCGGAGCCAUCACCCUCCAUCAUCGAUGGAGAUGCCGUCGCUAGCUCAUCUGGAUAUAUUGGCCCCAGUAUCGCCACUGCUCGCAUUGAACUGUCAAAUACCGGUGGCGAAAACAGCCUCGAGCUGCCAGUGGCCAAUGCGGCUCCAGAGACUGAUGUCGUUGCUGCCCUUGGAAAUGCUCCCUCAGUAGUAGAGCCCAGCUCGGCAGACCAGCGAACAUCCGUCCCUUCAGACUUGUCUGGCUCUAGCUCGCAAGUUCUAACCGAGGCCCCCGUGGAGCCAGCGGUUGCUCUACCUGUUGGACACGCCUACUACUUCAUUCAGGUCUUUGACCCAGACAACCAGAUUCUCCGUACGGUGGGCUCUUUCUUCUCAAAGUUAGAGUCGAAUGUCAAGGCCUCAAUUCGGAAGCACAUGAAGUGGCCCAUUCGUCGGGACUUCCUCAUGUGGAAGCGAGUUGAUGGCACCACUGUGACCACUGUCUCUCCAGCGGAGAAUUUCAUGGAUGUUGUGGUACCACACGGAUCCUGCAUCAUUAUCGGAGACAAGCUCAGCAAGGAUAAGCGCUCUGAGCUUGGCCUCUCUGGUCUGUUCUCCAGCCCUGAUCGCCUUAUUCAAUACUUGUGGGCCGAGUCUCGACAACAUCCCAUCCAAGGAUUCACCGGUACACAAACUGUCGAAGCCACUUUCACUAGUGACUACUACAGCGGUGACUUCCUCAAGGGCUACUACCACGGACGUGGCAAGCACUUCUCCGGCACGGGCACCGUUUAUGAAGGAGACUUCAUCUUCGGCCGCCGCCACGGCCAAGGCAAGAUGGAGUAUCCAACCGGUGACACCUACGACGGCGACUGGGUCGAGGACGUCCGCCACGGUCAGGGUACUUAUAUCGAGAAGAAGACCGGCAACAAGUACGUUGGCGGUUACAAGGAUGGCAAGCGCCACGGCAAGGGCAUCAGCUACUGGGAAGUCGCCGAUGAAGAGGCAGAUCUUUGCCAGAUCUGCUAUUCAGAGGAACAGAAUGCUGUGUUCUGCGACUGCGGACACGUCUGCUCCUGUGUGACUUGUGCCAAGCAGGUAGAUCUCUGCCCGAUCUGCCGUAAGAGCAUUAAGAGCGUGAUUAAGAUUUAUCGGACAUAG
This is a messenger RNA of Penicillium subrubescens, 3666 nucleotides long. RefSeq names its product putative MATH and UCH domain protein. Gene Ontology annotation, biological process: protein deubiquitination. The transcript is spliced from 3 exons. The record is from RefSeq and is a predicted model, not a curated record. Bases 1 to 3666 code for a protein of 1221 amino acids. Lineage: Eukaryota; Fungi; Ascomycota; Eurotiomycetes; Eurotiales; Aspergillaceae. Gene Ontology annotation, molecular function: protein binding; cysteine-type deubiquitinase activity.